Messenger RNA from Baudoinia panamericana UAMH 10762, 1258 nucleotides. RefSeq lists its product as uncharacterized. Gene Ontology annotation, biological process: cilium assembly. Lineage: Eukaryota; Fungi; Ascomycota; Dothideomycetes; Mycosphaerellales; Teratosphaeriaceae. The transcript is spliced from 2 exons. The record is from RefSeq and is a predicted model, not a curated record. The coding region runs from base 427 to 1116 and encodes 229 amino acids.
CAUAGUGCGUCUCCCCGAAUCCCGACGGUUGCUUCAGUGAGGUUCUGGUAUUCAAAAGGCUGUACUGAAUCACGAAUGUUCGAAGAAGGCUCGGCUAUAAGGGCAGACAUUGUGCCUUAAAGCAAACCAUCGGUGGGUCAGUUAUGCGUGCAUCUGCACAUACCGAUCUUUCACUGCUUGAGCCGUAGAUUGCCGUCAUGAGAGUCCUCCUGUCCGGAUCCGGAACGACGCUUUCCGACGAUAACCGACCUGCAUCGAAGUCGCAGGGCCAAGAUCUAAUCGUUCUUGCGUUCUGCCUGCGCCUAAUGCUAUCAGUCAGUACCCUUCUAUUAACCACAUCCGCUCAGGUUUAUUGACACGACGCCGCCUGGCAUUCAUAACGUCCCGCGAGCUUCCGGCCCCAAGUGUUCACCUACGACCGCGCUGAUGGCUACCGCAACAUACCUUAGCCAGAAUGAUCAAACUGUUCUUGGAGUGCUCUUCGAUGCGGAAGGAGGCAUGAGUAAUACGCCGCCACAACCUACGUCAAUACCGAUAAGGGACCAGCUCACACAGAAGCUACAACGGCACGAGCGGCAACUGCUUCUAGCUCUUAGCAACGACAACCCCGACCGCUCAAGCCUAGAGUCAACUGUCAUUGCACUGGACCAGCUCAUUGCUCAGCACCCUGCCUAUGCGUCAGCGUACAACAACCGGGCGCAAACAAGACGUCUUAUGUACAGCCUGGACGAGCUCGCCGCGCGGCCGGAGGUUGUCCGUCAGCUUUUCGGCGACCUUGACACAGCUAUCCAGCUCGCUUCACCCUCACACCCUCACAGCGGCGGUGUGACUGCGGAUCAAGCGACCGUUCUCUCAGCGGCACACACACAUCGUGCCUCUUUGUUGUACGAAGGAUCGAAGCGCCGGACUACGCACCACCUUCUAGCCUCGAUCGAGCGAUACGCCGACUUGGAUGCAGACAGCUUGCAGGAAUUGGCGAGCUUGGACUUCGCGGAGGGCGGGAGGUACGGUCAUGGCGUUGCGAAGCAGAUGGCUGUCAUGACGAAUCCGUAUGCUAAGUUGUGCGGCGAGAUGGUUAAGCAGGCGAUGCAGAGAGAGAUGAGCGGAAGUGUUUGAUGAUCCGCAUGGAUGUUGAAAAGACGUCUUAGUUACAGUGUUCUCACUGCGUAAUUGUCCAUCCUCCACAACGGUGCAUGUUGUAAUCAGACUUCUACCCGUCAUUGCCUGCACUCACCUUUUGUGACUCAAGCAUGUGUCU